CCGACCCGCGAAACAUAAGGCGAAAGAGAGUUCGGGUCAAAUACUUUCUCCACCGACCACGGUCAACAACAUUUUGGCCAUUGCCAUAGACAGCUUCAGAAUUUGCAGUAAUCGAAAAUGGAGGACGGUAUGGUGCAGCUUCAACCGCAACUACACAAAUUGUCGUGCAUAAAAAAUGAGGAAACCCUGGAGCGCGUGCUCUGCACACUCUGGAACACAAGGAAAACCGGUCUUCGCUCCCAUGACAAGUCUCAUUUCCAGUCUCUCCUCCACCUCCCUUCACUCUCCGAACUCGACCCUGUGGUGGCAUGCCUUCGCUGGCUAAUCAGAAAAUGUGUUUAUCAAAACUUCAGCGGCGAUGAACUUCUCAAACUGUUUCCUUCUGAUCUUCCACUCGACCUUCAAAGCAUUCUCUUAUUGUCGUUCCAGAAAAAUCAAGAUCGAUGGAAGGAGGAUAUAUCACGAGAACAGGAUUUGUUGCCAAUUACACCUGUUUCCUAUCAGGUCGGAACGGAUGUUCCUCCAUCUUCAGAUAUGUCAACUUCUAUGUGGCCACGCCAAGAUGAUGAUUCUCUUGCCACAAUGAAUCACAAUGAUUUUGCUGAUGUUAGUGUAUUCCAAUGUGAUAUUGCUCCAUCUGAGAAUUUGGAAAACCUUCCUUGCCUUAAAUCAAUGACUUGGACCAUGGAGACUCGUGGCUCAUCCCCUGCAGAUAGAGUGGCUAUAAUCAGCCUUAAGCUGCAUGAUUAUAGCAAGUCUACAUCAGGAGAAACAGAGGUGAAGUUUCAGCUUACAAGGGAUACACUUGAGGCUAUGUUGAGAUCCAUGACAUACAUCAGCGAACAACUAAGUGCUGUUGGGACUUCUUCCGGGCCAGCAAACAAGAAACAAAAGCAGUAACUUGUUUUCCUGUAAUUUAUGCCGUAGCUCAUAAGUCACCAUACUUGGUAGUAUUAAGAUAAUAUCUCAUCCUAUUAACCAGCGAAAAUAAAAAAUAGAGCUAGUAAAAGAAGAGAUAACUCAGAUGUAUGUUGUACUGGCAUUUGUCUUACGAAUAUAUAUUAGAUGUUAUAACUGAUUUUACUCCCAAGUAUGUGAUUCUUUGAUGGAUGCCAUAGUAAAUUUCCUGGUUGUUGUAUAUAGUUUCUCUCUCGUAUAAAGAUUUGU
Messenger RNA from Gastrolobium bilobum, 1167 nucleotides. RefSeq lists its product as uncharacterized. The record is from RefSeq and is a predicted model, not a curated record. Bases 118 to 900 code for a protein of 260 amino acids. Lineage: Eukaryota; Viridiplantae; Streptophyta; Magnoliopsida; Fabales; Fabaceae. The transcript is spliced from 6 exons.